AGUUUCCACCACCCCACCACUCUUUACAGUUCCCGUGGCCCAUGCACUUUAAAGCAAGCAGUUUUAAUCUCGAAAGAAAGAAGUAGCUAGGAAAGUAAAUUUCUACUUUUGCGUAGAAACCAAGCUAGGAUCACACUUGACUGUGAUUUUCUGAUCGCGGAGCUCCUUGACACAGAUCAAUCUGUAUUUUCAUCCAUGGCAGUUGUUACAUCAUCAGCUCAAGAAGCUUCUUCUUCCAAUGUUUCUUCUUCUCGAUUCAGUUAUCACGUUUUCUUGAGUUUCAGAGGUGAAGACACACGCAAGUCUUUCACCGACCAUCUCUACACAGCCUUGACCGAUGCAGGGUUUCGCACGUUCCGAGAUGAUGAUGAACUUCCCAGAGGAGAAGAGAUCAAACCAGAACUAGAGAGGGCCAUCCAACAGUCACAAAGUUCUGUCAUUGUGUUUUCCAAAGACUACGCUUCUUCCGGAUGGUGCCUUGACGAGCUUGUCAUGAUCCUUCAAUGCAAGAAGACCUCAUCCAACCAUGUUGUCUUACCAGUCUUCUACGAUAUCGAUCCAUCUCACUUGAGGAAGCAAACAGGGAGUGUUGAAAAAGCAUUUGCUAAACAUCAGAAAAAGCAAUCACUGGAGAAGUUGAAUAGAUGGAGGGAAGCACUUGCACAGGUUGCAGAUCUAGCAGGAAUGGUGCUACAAAAUCAAGCUGAUGGGCAUGAGGCAAAGUUUAUCAAGAAAAUUGUUAAAGUGAUUGAAGACAAACUAUGUCGUGUGCCCCGUGUUACACCUUACCUAGUCGGAAUUCAAUAUCAGGUUGAAAACAUUAACUUAUGGUUACAAGAUGGAUCAUCUGAUGUUGGCAUAUGGGGAAUUUGUGGUAUUGGUGGCAUAGGAAAGACAACCAUUGCACGAGUUGUUUACAAUUCUAAUUUUGAAAGAUUUGAAGGAAGAAGUUUCAUUGAAAAUGUGAGAGAAAUUUCAGAACAACCCAAUGGGUUAGUUCAGAUACAGAAACAGCUCCUUUCUGAUAUUUUGAGUGGCAGAAAAGUGAAAAUAGAGAGUGUCAGUGAGGGGAUAAUGAUGAUUAAGGAUGUCAUAGGAUCUAAAAAACUACUUGUUGUUCUAGACGAUAUUGAUCGUACGGGCCAAUUAGAUGCAGUACUUAGUAUGAGAGAUUGUUUCUGUCCAGGAAGUAAACUUAUCAUAACAACUAGGAAUGCAGGGUUGUUAGAGGCUCGUCAAGUUGAUAAUGUGCAAAUGGUUGAAUUUCUAAAUGAUGUUCAUUCACUGGAGCUCUUUAGUUGGCAUUGUUUUCGACAGGACCAUCCCCGUGAAGAUUAUGUGGAGCUUUCAGAAAGGGUAGUCAACCACUGUGGAGGACUUCCCUUAGCUCUUCAGACUCUGGGUUCUUCUCUAUCAGGGAAAAGUUUAGAUGUAUGGGAAAGUGCACUACAGAAAUUAAAGGCUAUUUCAAACAAUGAAAUCUUGAGUAAACUUAGAAUAAGCUAUGAUUCUUUACAAGAUAACCAUGACCAAAAUUUGUUCCUCCAUAUUGCAUGUUUCUUUAUUGGAAAGGACAAGGAUCUCAUUGUCAAAAUACUAGAUGGAUGUGAUUUCUACACCAUUGUUGGCAUUCAAAACCUCAUUGACAGAUGUUUAGUGUUUUGUGAUGGUUAUAACAAGAUGAGGAUGCAUCAAAUGAUUAGAGACAUGGGAAGAGAAAUUGUCCGCCAAGAAUCCAAGUAUCCUGAGAAACGUAGUAGAUUAUGGCAUCAUAGAGAUUCUUUCAAUGUACUGAGAGAGAAAAAUGGUUCAAAAAAAAUUGAAGGCCUUGUCCUGAACAUGCAUAUGUACCUUUCAGAAACUCCUUCACGGACUUCAAAUGAGGUAGUCUUGGAAACAAAUUCAUUUACAAGUAUGCGCAAACUAAGAUUGCUCGAACUUUGUGAUGUACAAGUCAUUGGAAGUUAUGAAGAGUUUCCUAGAGGAUUAAGAUGGUUGUGCUGGGCUGAAUUCCCUUUAGACUCUAUUCCGACUGAUUUAUUUUUGGAGAGCCUUGUUGUGCUUGAAAUGCCUAGUAGUAACUUGAGACAAGUGUGGAAGGGAAUGAAGCAGAACCGGCUUCCAUCAUUGAAGAUCCUUGAUCUCAGCCAUUCCCUUUACCUGACUGAAGUUAGUGAUUUAUCGUUAGUCCCCAAUCUAGAGAAAUUGAUUCUUGAACAUUGUCCGAACUUGGCUGAAAUCCAUGAGUCCAUUGGAAACCUAGAGAGUCUUGUUUGUGUGAACAUGAAAGAUUGCAAAACUAUUAGCAAGCUUCCAGAGAAAUUUUUUAUGCUAAAAUCACUCGAGACACUUGUUAUAUCUGGUUGCACAAAUCUUCAUCAGUUUCCAGUGGAAAUGAGUAAGAUGACAUCUCUGAAAGUUCUUGAAGUAGAUGAAGUUCCCAUAAAUCGUUUACUCACUGCCUAUGUGGAGAUCAAAUCAUGGCCAAGAAAAAGUAUAGAUAAUUUUUGGGCUUUAUUCCCCUCAACUUUAGUUGAUUUAAGUCUUAGAAACUGUGGUCUCUCUGAUGAUGCUUUUCCUAUGGAUUUUGGUAACUUGUGCUCAUUGCAAACAUUGGAUCUAAGCUUGAAUCCAGUUUGUAGCUUACCAGAUUGUGUGAGAGGCCUUAGAGGAGGUCUUGAUCACCUUGUGAUGCAAAACUGUGCAAGUCUAAAGUCGAUUGUAGGGCUGCCAAGAGUAAAAGUGCUGGAUUUCUGGGAGUCUGAUUCCUUGGAAAAAGUGACAUUUCAAUCGUUGUCGUGCAUACCAAAGCAAAUUAAGUUCUAUGUGAAAAAUCAGUCCAAACUUUCCGAGAUUGAGCACUGGUUCAAGUUGGAACCUAUUGUAAGAGUAAAUGUAAAAAUGAUCAACCUAUUAGGUUUGUGUGACUUGGAAUCCAUGGAAGCCGUUAAAAUGUACAACCCCUCUAUUUAUACAUCGGCAAAAAUGCAACCGAUCCAGGGAGUGUAUGAAUAUGGUAUAUUCAACACAUUUCUUAGUGGGAUUGAGGUUCCGGGGCAGUUCAGCUACAGAAGCAAUGGAGCCUCCUCAAUGUCUUUUACGGUAUCCCUACCUCCUCCUAAUCUCAGGAUCCGCGGCUUCAACUUUUUCUCUGUUUAUGCAAAGUCGGAAGGCUCUGGUGUUUUAUUAGCUUGCUAUCCAUUAAUGAUGAAAGUUAGUAAUAAGAGCAAGGGUCUGAAGUGGAUCUAUGGACCUUCAUUCUUCGGUAUGCCAAGUGAGGAAAAAGAUGUGAUAUGGUUGAGCCAUUGGAAGUUGGGGAGUCGAUUGGAAGCUGGAGAUGAAGUCACUGUUUCAGUGUUUACACCACAACAACAUUUUCUGGUAAAAGAGUGGGGCAUACAGAUUGUGCAUGAGCAAGAAGACCAGAUGAUCUGCAGCCAAGAUAGCAGCAGCAGUAUAUAUCCUUGCUAUGAUUCAGAUCAAGAAGUCAAUGACAUCAUUGGUGCAGAUCAGGUGAUGCCAGGAUCUUACUUGCUUAGUGGCGGACCUGUAGAACAAAAUCGGAAUUUGUAUAAUAGAAGGAUCAAUAAAUUACUUCAGUUGAAUAACAUGUUUGAAGACUCUGCUGAAGAAACAGAUAAAGAAGAAGAAAGGCAGCAACAUCAGCAGCAUGGUGAGUCUGACCAGAUGGUCGAAGGAGAAGCAGAAGUAGAAGCAGAGAGGGGUUGCAUAGGCUGCAAGGUUGUCAUUUUGGCAGUUGUCCAAUGGUCACUGGCUCUUUUCUCUCCAAGUGAAAGAAACGACAGGCCAUAAUGGGUGUAGAAUGUAAAAACGGAAGUGCCAAUCUUUGCAAGUGUAUAAAAAUAACAACGUACAUUGUUAUUUGUAUGUCCCCCUCGAUGUUCACUAUUAUCCAUCAUAUAACAACAUCACAUUCUAAAGAGGGACCAUCAUGUGUAUAAUUAGGUUAUGUCCACAGGGACAUUCAUGCAACCUUUUUAAGUAUUCCAGAAAAUUUGGUAAGCAUGUUAGAUGACAUCAUUAAUUGAAGAAUGAGUGAAUGAAAAGUCUGCUGUUACUGAUAAAA
Messenger RNA from Rosa chinensis, 4087 nucleotides. Its product is annotated as disease resistance protein RUN1. Gene Ontology annotation, molecular function: ADP binding. The coding region runs from base 196 to 3813 and encodes 1205 amino acids. Lineage: Eukaryota; Viridiplantae; Streptophyta; Magnoliopsida; Rosales; Rosaceae. Gene Ontology annotation, biological process: signal transduction; defense response. The record is from RefSeq and is a predicted model, not a curated record. The transcript is spliced from 6 exons.